This is a messenger RNA of Thermochaetoides thermophila DSM 1495, 1251 nucleotides long. RefSeq lists its product as uncharacterized. The record is from RefSeq and is a predicted model, not a curated record. The transcript has a single exon. Lineage: Eukaryota; Fungi; Ascomycota; Sordariomycetes; Sordariales; Chaetomiaceae. Bases 1 to 1251 code for a protein of 416 amino acids.
AUGGACGACCAAUUCGGCGGCCGAACCGACGACGACCUGUUCGCCGACGACAUCGAGCCCGUCGACGAGGCGCUUGCCGUGCCAGUUGUUAUCAGCGACACUCCAAGUCCAGCGCCUGCAGUGACGCCGGCUCGGGAUGCGCAGACGAACGAGCAGACAGAAAAGCAAGCUGCAAUGGCGCAGGAAGAGAAACCGGCAGCGCCGGCAAAGUCGUUAGCCCACUCGCGACAUAACCCCCGUGGAAGAGGAGGAGGGGCAGAGAAGCCUCCUCGUUCGACCAACCACUCCAAGCACAACAACAAAAGCCACAAAUCUACUCACAAUAACAACACAGACAAUGGCAAUUCAACCACCGAUUCCUCAACAACACCGACUCCAUCUUCAUCCACCCCAAAACCAAAGCGCUCCAGCACAGGCCAAAACACCUCCUCCGUUUCUAGCUCAACGCGACUCACCUCCGGCGCGAAUCCCCGUCCCAAACUCACCGAAGCCGAGCUCACAGCCCGCAUUGAAAAAAUGCGUCUCCUUGCUGCCGAGAAGGAGCGCCGCUUCGAGCAGGCGCAGCGUGAUGAGAGUGAGCACCAGGCUGCGAUCGCGAAGAGUAUUGAAGAGGAUCUCAAGAGAAGGAAGGCUGCUGAAGAGAGGAGGAAGAGGGAAGAAGAGGAGAGGAAGAGACUUGAGGAGGAAAGAGAACGCAACAGGGAGAGGAAAUUGAGGGUUUUGAAGGAGAGGGGAGGUUGGACGGGGGAGAGUCACGACGAGCCGGAUAGGGGAUUUAGGAGCGCGGCUGGGGGGGUAAAGGGGUAUAAAGGGAUGGGAGCAAGCAGAUUUGCUGCGGAGUCUAAUGAUCAAGAAGACGGAGAUAGCUUUGGCCGAGGAGGGAUGUCAGGCCGAGGAAGGGGAGGGCGUGGCCGCGGAGGGGGUCGCGGCGGUCGCACCCUCUUUGAAGCAUACCCUGAACGAGAACGUGAGAGGGAAGAAAGGCGGCACUGGCGCGACCGGGGGCAAACCCAGUGCGAGAGUGCUGCUGACCAGAAGAUGGAUCAGAAGGAUAAGAACCCCGAACUUAAGCCGGAAGACUUCCCUGCUUUGCCAUCGACCUCAGGAGUACCUAAGAAACUUGAGGUGACGUGGCCUGCGAAACCAAGCCCAGGGAAAGCGACGAGUAUGGCGGAUAUCCCGCUGUCGCCGCCGGUUGGGAAGUGGGAUGAUGAGGUCGCUGCUGCUGCGGAGGUUUAUUCUGGGACCUAG